GAUAAAGUAACGGUGCCAAAAGCCCCGUUCGUCGAGUUGUCAACAGUCACAACGGCACAUAUAUAUCAGCGCCGAAACAAGCGAGACUUUUUGUUGCAAAAGUAGGGAUUUCAGAGGCACUAUGUUUGCCGCUUGCGCGCUCAGCUGGUCGAGUAUCCGUGCGCGGCAUGGCGUCCGCGUCUCGCCGCUGUUAAAGACGGUGUCUGUAUUCAAAUUUUAAAAUAAAAAUUACUCAUCAGACAGUGGAGACGAUGGUGAACACGCGCCGGACGGUCGCCGAUCUCGACUCCAGCACCGAGUUUCUGUCGCUCAAGCCCCGCCAGAAGCGCCACGAGCCAAGCUCGGAGUCUGACGAGAGCGAUGGGCACACCCAAAAGAGCAAGCGGAGGCGAAACGCAGCACCGGACCCACGCCACCACUUGCGCCACAGCAACAACGCGCCGGAGAGGGACGAUGAAAGCGACGAUGACAGCGACAGGGAAAGAGAACGCGAGCGAGGAAAGGGCGGCAGGGAGAGAGACCGGGACCGAGACAGGGAGAGAAAGAAAGAGAGCGGCUGGGGGAGACCACUUCAUUCAAAGAAACGCGUUAACGAGAGGUCUCGUAUUCGAAGCAAAAGUGAAGAGGAUGGCAUCAGACGAAAACUUAAAUCAGAAGGUGGUGGAGGACGGGCCUCGUUCGGUAAGCGCUCCACGGCAGACGGGGAGCUGGGACACAAGAUGGUGAACGGUGGCUCGGGCCUGGAGGUGCGACGCAGCCAACGCGUCAAGCAGAGUCGCUACGCCUCCCUCAACCAAUCGCUCCUGGAUGAACAGUAUGUCACAAAUUCGGCUGUUUUGCAAGACUUCGACAAGAUUGGGGACCAGUCGGAGAGCAAUCUACACAGCAGCCGCCGCCAUCGCGAGAUCGAGAAGCUCCGCCUGUGGCAGGACACGGAAGAUGUGAGGAUUGGGUUUGACCCCUCCUCCGUUGAUGUUCGUGCUGAGAGCAUGGACAUGUACUCGCGUGUAAAGCGAAAACGAAGGAUAGCUCAACAGGACGAUUUUGAAGAGGCCUCAAGCGACAAAGAAUCCUCUGAAGGCGAGGGGGAAGAAGGGCAGACUGAAGACUCGCAUGAGGCGGAGGGAGAUGUGGGCGCGGAUGGGGAUGAAGAUGAGGAUGAAGAUGAGGAUGAAGAUGAGGAUGAGGAGGAUGAGGAAGAGGAGGUGAACGAGAAGACUUAUUUCCUGCGGAAGAGGAAAGUGGUGCAGCGAUAUCAGGCCCCACCUAUCGAGCCGGUUGCUCGGCGGCCGGCACGCUCGGGCGAAAUUUACGAUGUCCAUCGGUCGCCCGUGCGCCGCCGCUAUACUCGCCAUGCCGGAGGCCCCCAGAGCCCAUACUACAAGCGGCGAAAGAGGCAUGCAAUCAACAGCAGUGACUCGACAAGCUCCUCGUCGUCGUCUUCUGAUCAAGAGCGUUUUGACAAGCGCAUGUCAAAGAGCAUGGCACGUGCCAGAAAUCGGUGUCUACCGAUGAAUCUGAAAGCAGAAGACCUGGCAAGUGGUGUUCUGCGAGAGAGGACACGAGUAGGAGCCAGCCUGGCUGAUGUUGACCCCAUGAGCAUGGAUUCCUCCAUUGGCUUUCAUAGUAUUGGAGGGUUAAGUCAACACAUCCAAGCCCUCAAGGAAAUGAUUGUAUUUCCACUCCUAUAUCCAGAGAUCUUUCAAAAAUACAGCAUUCAGCCCCCAAGGGGCUGCCUCUUCCACGGCCCACCGGGAACAGGCAAAACGCUGGUGGCACGUGCCCUAGCCAACGAGUGCAGUCGCGGAGACCGGCGCAUGGCCUUCUUCAUGCGCAAGGGCGCCGACUGCCUGAGCAAGUGGGUGGGUGAAUCCGAGAGACAACUGCGACUUCUCUUUGACCAGGCAUACUUGAUGAGACCCUCAAUUAUAUUCUUUGAUGAAAUUGAUGGCCUCGCCCCAGUUCGCUCAAGCAGACAAGAUCAGAUACACAGUUCCAUCGUGUCGACGCUGCUCGCCCUCAUGGACGGGCUGGACAGCCGUGGUGAGAUCGUGGUGAUCGGCGCCACCAACCGGCUCGAUUCCAUCGACCCUGCACUACGCCGGCCCGGCCGAUUUGACCGAGAGUUCAUGUUUAACCUUCCUGAUGUGCAGGCACGGAGGCAAAUACUGGAGAUCCACACAUGCAAGUGGACUCCCCACCUCUCCAACUCCUUUAUGGAUGAGUUGGCCGAAAAGUGUGUAGGCUACUGCGGCGCGGACGUCAAGGCCUUGUGCACAGAGGCCGUGCUGUCUGCACUGCGACGGCGCUACCCGCAGAUCUACGCGACCAGCGAGCGCCUGCUUAUUGACCCUUCCUCCGUGUCGGUGGCAACGUCGGACUUCCAGCGUGCCAUGGACACUGUGGUGCCGGCCUCGCAAAGGGCGGUGGUGGCGCCGGGCGCGGCGCUUGGCCCUGUGGUGCGCCCGCUGCUCGCCUCGCAGUUCAUGGUCUCCCUGGAGCGGCUGCUGCGUGUUUUCCCGCAUGGACGCGUUGUGUGCCGCAACAACAGUGGCAGCAGUACUGCCGAGCAAGGCCUAAUGAGCCAGAUGGUGUUUGAUGACCCAUACAGUGAUGAGGAGGAUGCCCCCUCCAUCUUCCAGAAUGGUCCACUCCCUCCGAACGAAAAGCAAGACUUAGUGUCCAUGGCAAACAGACCCUUCCUCAACUUUAGUAGCUCGGUGCUACGCAAGCCCAGCACCCAUAGGCCACGGCUGCUCCUGGCAGGAGACCCUGGCUCUGGGCAGAGUUCGCACAUCGCGCCUGCACUAAUCCACAGCCUCGAGAAGUUGCCGGUGCACAAGCUGGACCUGCCGCUGCUCUACGGUGUGAGCGCCAGAACGCCCGAAGAGUCCUGUGCUCAGGUGUUCCGCGAGGCGCGACGCACAGCUCCCAGCGUGAUCUUCACGCCGCACAUUGACGAAUGGUGGGAGACCGUCCCGGAAGCCGUACGCGCCACCUUCACGUCGCUGCUCUACGACGUGCCACCCUUUAUGCCCGUGCUGCUGCUCGCUACGGCUGAGACUCGGCACGACGCCAUGCCGGCCGAGGUGCAGCAGUUGUUCCGGCCUCGGUACGGGGAGGUGGUGAUACUACAGCGACCCGGGGAGAAGGAGCGUCGUACCUUCUUCCAGGACCUGUUGCUAAACCAGGCUGCCAGGGCGCCCCCCACCAACAAGAUGUCAGUGCUGCAGGCCCUAGAGGUGCUACCGCUGGCGCCUUGCCCCGAGCCACGCAAGCUGUCGGCCGAGGAGUUGCAGCGCCUGGAAGAGCAGGAGCAGGACACCUUGAGGGAGCUGCGUCUUUUCCUGCGUGACGUCACCAACCGCCUGGCCACCGACAACCGCUUCCGCAUGUUCACCAAGCCCGUGGACAUAGAGGAGGUGUCCGACUACCUGGAUGUGGUGAGGCUGCCCAUGGAUCUGUCGACAGUGCGGAUGAAGAUUGACCAGCACAAGUACGAGACAACGCGUCAGUUCCUUGAUGACAUCGCCCUCAUCUGCAGUAAUGCCCUCGAUUAUAACCCUGACAAGGACCCCAGCGAUCGCAUGAUCAGGCACCGAGCGUGUGCUAUUAAGGACACCACCUACGCCAUCAUGGCCUCAGAGUUGGACCCCGAAUUUGAGAAACUCUGCGAGGAAAUACACGAGUCACGGAAAAAGCGAGGUGUUGUGCCGGCCAUGUCUGCACCAGAAUGUUACACUGUAAGGACGUUAAAGAAGAAAGACAGUGAAGCUGUAAUUCUGGCUUCUGAUGAAACCGCUGUGACAAAUACCUCCAGCCCAAUCGUGAAGAUCAAUCCCUACAAGAAGAAGCCUCGACGGCGCAUUAAGUGGUCGAGGGGCGUGUGCUGCUCCUACAAGAAGGCCCGGCUCCCGGCGCCGGCAAGCGCCGGCUCGAGAAAAGACACCGACGUCAAGUCCGAGAAGGAGGAGGCGGACGACAAGGACGAUGAGACGGAGGACACGUUGAAAGAUACGACAGAGAAAGACGACGGUGCCGACACCAGCGACAAUCAUGAGACGGAGUUGAGCAUGGACAUCACGGGGCAAGAGGAGGACUCGCACGAUUCUCGCGACGCUGCAGACGGUGGAUCCGUCACCGGGAAGGAGGACAACGCUAACGGUGCUAUCGACGAGGGACAGCAGCCGGUGCUCAAUGGUCCGCUGGGCGGGAAUGCCGAUUCCAUCAUGGAACUGGACAGCGACACAGGCGAGCUUGACCAACUCGACGAAUCUGCCAUCCCCAUCAUUGAGGAAGCAGGUGAGGAAGAGGCUGACACCGAGGUGUCUGGCGGCGGAGAGGCGAGCAAUGGCAAGGCGGCGGAGGAGGAGGGCGAGGCUGACAGCCUGGCGAACAAGGAAGAAGCAAACCCGGCACGUUCGUCUUUGCCGCCUCUGGGUCCGGCCGCAGGUGAUAACGGCGCCGACGAUCGACUCGCAGAGACAAUAAAUGGAGAUGCCUCGGCUUCCAAAGAUGCAAAAGCCUUGGCAGAUGAGAAGGACGAUGCCUCUCGAAGCCAGCGUGCUCAGAUGGAGCAGCAGAGGGCAAUCGAUGCUCAGAAGCUUCACCAGGUGCUGGAGGAGCCAGUGCUACCAGUCAUUGUCGAUAGAGACAAACUGCAGGCCUUGCUGGACCGUGUGGUGACACGGACCGACGCCUCUACGGUGGAGGAGCUUGAGAGACUUUAUGCCAUACUGAGCCAGUGCGUUUACAACCACCGCAGGGAGAACAACAAGAUGGCACUUGUACAGGAAAUGGAAAGCGAGGUGGAAACAUUCCUUUCAGGAAGAGCACAUGGGACGGCACUUGAGACUGAGCGGUGGACGGAUGCCUUUCGCGCACGGGUUCACAAGUAGGGUGCUGUAUGUACAGGGUUAUGCAUGUGAGCACUCUCUUGUCUUGCGAGCAGCCCAUAAUUAUCACCAUCUUCUCAAAGAUUGGGCAAGAGGUUCCCUCGGUUCAUCUCAUCCCCUCUCACCUGACUUUUUACACCGUAGCGAGAAAGCAUUUGAAAUUUUAAACGUGUUCGUCAGCCGGCAUCGCUGUUGUUGUGUGUUUCAGGCUUGGGCAGCCGCAUGAAAUUUAGACCCAAUUUCUCAAGCAUAAUGCAUUCAUUGUCUUGACUUGGUCACCAAUGACCGCACAAAAUUGGCAAUAUGAUAAAUUGGCGUGGGUUGACAUUUGUGUGUGAUGGCAGGCGUUGUGGUGCACCACUAUACAGGCGUAACAUCUAGUGUUGGGUAAAUGAGGCAUCUCAAAAAAACUUGGAGGUAGCUUUGUGAUAUCAUUUCCAAAACCGGUCUGUGGUAAUCCACUGGCUAUAGUUAGGUGUCCCUGAAGGACUAUGUUCGCCCAGUGCCUUGACUAUAUUAGCAUAGUUUAAAUAUAAUUGGUUAAAACAGUAUUAAAUAUACAUGUGGAUAAACUAAAUCUAACUACCCAUCUGCAUUAAACAUGAGUGUACAGGUUGGUGUUCCAUCUACCUUUUGCCCUUCUCCCAUGGUGCACUUUGAAUGUUCAUGGUGAUAAUUAUGCCCUGUACAAGCUCGCUUGAGUGUACUGCUGUAAUAAAAUAUAUAACGGGUAUUGCGUUGAUCUUGACCCCAAACUAAGAUCUCUUGGUGACUGUUUCUUGAAAUUUAUACGAUAAAAACAAGAAAAAAAACAUUAAAAAAGGAUAAAUUAAAAUAAAAAGUUUUCAAAAGUCCAGUGUAUUUAUGGCAAAUUCUAAAAAAAAAUAUAUAAAAAUGUUAAACAUCUUUCCAGUUUUUUUUUUUAUUGAUGGUGCUGCCGUCAACAUCUCAGGUAACCUUGCACAGCUGGCAAGCUUUGCCAUUCAGGUCAUGAGCCUUUAAAUGGAAAUACUUGUCUCCAACAGUGAAAUGUCACCAAAUAAAAACUACUGUGGUGCUUAAAAAAAAAAUGUUAAAGGAUAUGAAUAAAAAAAUUCAAUCAUUACAAGCCAUUGCUUUUGCAAGGGCCUUUUUGCCAUCAACAUGCGAAACGAAGUGAGGAUUUUGAGGCAGGUUUCAUCUGAUUAUCCUUGACAAGUGUUUACAGAUUUAACCGGGAAGCCUCAUACUUUUCACUCUUUAGCGUCAUCUCCCAUCGUGCGUCUUGGCUUUUGCGUGGAAUAACCUCUGUUGGUGAGAAGGGUGAUGCUGCUACUACUACUUUGCCAUCAGUGUUUUAUUUUUGUCCGUGGUGCUGUGUUGACUUUCUAUUUUUUGUUCCAAGUCUCAUUUAUGGACAGUUUGCUUUUUGACGAACAUUCAGCACCAUCUUGUGUGGAAAAAAAUACGAAUAUUAUAUUCCUGGGGAAAAAAAGGUUUAACUACAAAUUAAAUUUAAUUACCAGGGGUGUAACAAUUGAUUAGUAUUGCUUCUUAAGUGGCACAAUGCAUGCAUUGUAUCGCAUGAGAAUCAAUGUUUUUCAAUCCAUAUGUUUUAAGUAAUGCGUUUUACAGGAACCCCUGCAAGUCACUAGUGACAGCUGCAUUCACCACAAUGUUUUAAACAAAAAAAGUAAUCGAUCCUAAGAGUUGAAACAGAAAAAUAACCUGAAUCGUGACAAUACAUCAAAUCGCCGAGGAGGGGGGGGGGGGAAAUGUUGUUAGUGAGUGACCAAUAUGCCCUAUAGAGCUGGAACUGGAAGCAGUAGUGUUUUAUAAGAAGUUUGAUUCAGAUAUGCUGCCCGUGUAAUUUACAUGGAAAUCCUGCGAGCAAGCUUAGUUCAAACCCGUUGUGUUGUCACUGUGCGGCAAGAUAUGGAAGGGAUUUAAUCAUGGGCUUCUCGGAUUGAAUCGGUGGCUGCUGAAAAGCACUACUGUCAUGCUCGCAAUUGAGACUGGUUAAGAUGACUUAAAUUGAGACAUGUGCAUUUGCGUUGGUUGGACUUGUCUGCCUCAGUUUCACAAGCUCAGGGGCUUCCUUUAUUUAAUUUAAAUGGCCAAUGUCAUAAAGGAUUUAUCAAUUGCUUAUUCCUUGAGGCAGUUUCGACUGCUUCUGAAACACUGUUUUAAUUUAAUUACGAGAGCAUAUAUUCCCCCCGGCACUAAACCUGUCAGUCAAUUUGUCAAACGUGUCUUUGUGUUGUGCUUUGUAUUUUGCUGCAGAUAUCUUUGUAAAAAAAAAGCAGCUGGUGUUGUUUGCAUGUGUUUGCUUACUUUCUCUAUGCCUUUUUUACGUCAACUAAUAAAGAAAAGUUAAAGACUAACACACGCUCGUGGUAAAAUAACUCUCGUAUGAUUUUUGCCUUGGGGUCUCAUAUGCCAUGAACAUGGACAGGCAACCCAAUGCCUCCAGGUCCAAGCUCUCUUCAUGGCAUUAAACUUUUUGGCAAAUAUAACAAGAGGUGGUGACUGCAGUGGAAGGGAUGGCCCAUAAAGUUGGUGGUGGGGGACGCUGUGUCCAUGGUGUAGAAUGUAAUUGAUUUAAUUUACUGGUAGUCCAAACCACAUGUACUCGAUGUAGUUAAAAAAAAACAAUUCUAGCAUUCCUAAACAAGUGUUACGUCACUGGUUUGCAGAGGUGUGGACUCGAGUCAUGUGACUUGGACUCGAGUCAGACUCGAGUCAUGAAUUUGAUGACUUCAGACUCGACUUGGACUUGCAUAACAAUGACUUUGUCCCACCUCUGAGGUGUGGACUCGAGUCAUGUGACUUGGACUCGAGUCAGACUCGAGUCAUGAAUUUGAUGACUUCAGACUCGACUUGGACUUGCAUAACAAUGACUUUGUCCCACCUCUGCUGGUUUGGUUUAGACAUUUGCAAAGCUGUGUCUUUGGUUACAUUAUCGGUAACUCCGUAAGACUUGCCUAUGGGUGCACACCGAUCUGGCAAGUGUGGUCACCAUACACAACUUUUGUAUUCAUGUUCACGCGAGGAAGAUCUCCUUCUCUAUGAUUAAAUAAAACCUUACACGAAAAUAGAUUAGUCUCCCUUCCAUCCAAACAGCUGUCAGUAUUCAUGACGGCUGCAUAUCCUGACUGCUGUUGACCUACUGUGCACAUCUCAUUUCAGAUAUCUGAUGAGUGCUCAAACACAAUUUAGGUUCCUUGUACAUUGAUUAAAACUUAUGGGGCUAUUUAUUUGCUUGUAUCACCUAUAUUUUUUAUAGUUUUUUUUCCUCUCAUUGCAAUAUAAGACCCUUUCAAGGUGACUUUUUUUUAGUUUUAAAUUCAUCCAAGGGCAGCUUUAAUACAAAAACUAUAAAAUAAUCGAAUCAGCAUUGUAUUUUGCCUGGAAUUUUAUAUUGUACAGUAGAUUUCGAUUUUUCCAUAAGGAUCCCCUUUGCAUGCUUGAUAUUCUGACAGGUUGAAGCCGAUUUUACUUAUUUAGAAUGCUGCUCAUUGAUAGGACAAGUGUGCACUGUAUGAACAUUGCGUAGCCAUAUUUGCUGGUGUAUAUUUGUUUUUUUUUGUCACGUUUCCUUUUGUAAGUACAGUAUUUCAAAAACCUCUGCUGUAUAAACGCUAUCUGGCCACGACAACUUGAAAGGGUUUUGCAUUUUUUGUUGUUCCCCGUUAUGCAUCAAUGGAUUUUAUGUGAUUCAAUUUCUGCCGUGCUUUGAAAUUAUUAGAAUGGGGGAGGUGGAAGGCAGUUCUUUUUUAACGCUUCAGGAGUAAAAUUGUCCAUUUUGAUAAACAUAGGCGUGUGUUUGAUCUUUUAGCAUUUAUGGGGUGAACAGUAUUUGUGGGAAAACAUUGCAUUCGUUUCUUCUGGGUUAAUGUAAAAAAAAAUCCUCUCUCUGAUGUAUACACACGUGCGCAAGAUAAACUUUGGAUCUUGUUGAAAUAAAUAAAAUAAAGCAUU
Messenger RNA from Lethenteron reissneri (Far Eastern brook lamprey), 8855 nucleotides. Its product is annotated as ATPase family AAA domain-containing protein 2-like. Gene Ontology annotation, cellular component: nucleus. Gene Ontology annotation, biological process: nucleosome assembly; nucleosome disassembly; transcription initiation-coupled chromatin remodeling. NCBI's taxonomy places the organism in Eukaryota, Metazoa, Chordata, Hyperoartia, Petromyzontiformes, Petromyzontidae. Gene Ontology annotation, molecular function: chromatin binding; ATP hydrolysis activity; histone binding. The record is from RefSeq and is a predicted model, not a curated record.